This is a messenger RNA of Arachis stenosperma, 1475 nucleotides long. RefSeq names its product putative tRNA (cytidine(32)/guanosine(34)-2'-O)-methyltransferase. Gene Ontology annotation, biological process: cytoplasmic translation; tRNA methylation. Gene Ontology annotation, molecular function: tRNA methyltransferase activity. The transcript is spliced from 12 exons. Gene Ontology annotation, cellular component: cytoplasm. Lineage: Eukaryota; Viridiplantae; Streptophyta; Magnoliopsida; Fabales; Fabaceae. The record is from RefSeq and is a predicted model, not a curated record. The coding region runs from base 379 to 1335 and encodes 318 amino acids.
UUAAAAAAUUAGGAGGAUUAGGGCACCGGCACACACAGCUUCCACUCCCCGCCUCCCCGGCAUUCUUCUUCUUCGUGCUUCACUGCCUCGUCCGUUCUUCGGCCGGUCAGCCACGUCCGACGGCCACCACCAACCACCAGCCAUCCAGCCAUAUACGUCACCAUCGGUCUACCACAAUUCGCAGUUUCGCAGCUCACAGCCUCACCAGUCACCAAUACGAUUCGCCGUCGAUCACCGCACCGUCACACCGGAUACAUCUGGUUCUCUCGUUUCCGUCAUCGUUGACAGUUCCUGCCGCUGGCCACUAGCCCGUGGUUGUUCAUUGCCAGCAGCGGAGCAGCUAACUGGAUUAGCAGUUUGGAAAGUGAGAGAUAAAUUAUGGGCAAAGCAUCAAGGGAUAAGAGGGAUAUAUAUUACCGGAAAGCAAAAGAAGAAGGUUGGCGUGCUCGAAGUGCCUUUAAACUCCUUCAGAUAGAUGAGGAGUUCAACAUUUUUGAAGGAGUGAAGCGUGUUGUAGAUUUAUGUGCUGCCCCAGGUAGCUGGAGUCAGGUUUUGAGUCGUAAAGUGUAUCUCCCGGUUAAACUUGCACCUGAUGCAAAGGAUGAAGAUCUUCCUCUUAUUGUAGCUAUUGAUUUGCAGCCAAUGGCUCCAAUUGAAGGUGUUAUCCAGGUGCAGGGUGAUAUAACUAAUGCACGGACUGCUGAAGUGGUCAUCAGACAUUUUGAUGGCUGCAAGGCUGACCUAGUUGUGUGUGAUGGUGCUCCGGAUGUUACUGGGCUUCAUGACAUGGACGAAUUUGUUCAGUCCCAACUCAUACUUGCAGGUUUGACAAUUGUUACCCAUGUCCUUAAGGAAGGAGGGCAAUUUAUAGCAAAGAUAUUUAGAGGAAAAGAUACAAGUCUUUUAUAUUGUCAGCUAAAAUUAUUUUUCCCUGUUGUUACUUUUGCAAAACCAAAAAGCAGUCGCAAUUCCAGCAUAGAGGCAUUUGCAGUUUGUGAAAACUAUUCCCCUCCUGAAGGAUUCAAUCCAAAAGAUCUUCAUCGCCUUCUUGAGAAGGUUGGAAGUCCCUCAGGGGUAGAUGAUACAGAUUGUUGUAGUGGGUGGUUGGAAGGCCCUAACAAGGUGUAUAUACCAUUUCUAGCAUGUGGUGACCUUAGUGGAUAUGAUUCUGAUCGCUCAUAUCCACUACCUAAAGUUGUUGGGGGAACCUAUCAGAGCCUUGAUCCUGUUCAGCCCCCAAUUGCACCUCCUUACAAGAGAGCAUUGGAGUUGAAAAAGGGCACUAGUCAAGGAGGAGGAAUCCGAGAACUUGAAAAUCUCACAUUGGAUUCUUGAUCAUUGUUGCCAUUUUGAAUUUCUUUUUGGUUCUUCUUACCAUUUGGUAUGAUUAGUGGAAUGACAAUUAUUAGCGUACGUGUGAACUUUAUUGCUUUUGUUUGUGUUCUGCUUGUGCCAUCAUUGCCUUGCCUGGCUAA